Myotis davidii is the source of this 2067-nucleotide messenger RNA. RefSeq names its product leucine rich repeat neuronal 2 (gene LRRN2). Lineage: Eukaryota; Metazoa; Chordata; Mammalia; Chiroptera; Vespertilionidae. Bases 880 to 2067 code for a protein of 395 amino acids. Gene Ontology annotation, molecular function: protein binding. The record is from RefSeq and is a predicted model, not a curated record. The transcript is spliced from 5 exons.
AGAAAACCUGGGCCACGUGGGCAGCAAAUAAAAUCCCUGUUGAGAACAACAAUAAAAUACCCUCGUGUCCAUAUAUCUCUAAAGAUGCGAAGACACCCCACGCCUGUGGUCUGACUGGAGCUUAGACCAGCCCUACGAGCUGCCGGGAGCUUCCUGCCCGUCUGACAAUGGCUCCCGAGUCCCUCCCAGAUUCUUCCUACUAGCAACGAGCCAGAUUGUGACCCACUUUAAACUGUUUUCGUGACCCACUAAUGGGCUGCCCUUCACAGUUCACGGCAGUAGAGCACGCCCCGCCCCUGCAGGGGAGGUCUGCCCUGCACCGCACUCUGGAAAGACAGAAGUCCAUAGCGGAGCAUCGUUUCCUCGAGGGGCCCACAGCCUGGCCAGGACGGCACACCUGCAGCCUGAAGGCGAGAACGGUGCUGUGUGGAGUCCUACACCCCACACGAUGGGGACACAAAAAGCACGUAAGACAUGCCCCCUGCACCAGGAGUUUGGAACCCAGGUGGGAAAUGUACACGUGAUAGUGUGAACUCCCGCUCACCCGGGAGAUUGUGGAUACAAGACAAUUAGCUUUCUCUGCGCUCCUGGCAGAAAUUGCUCAUCAGCCUGCAUGAGUGGGCCGUGUGCAAGACAGCCUUGAAUGGCGAUGGCAGGGCUGCCGGCUGGGCACGGCGAUGAGUGAGCAGGCCCAGCGGACAAGGAUGGGAAGCCGCACCCAGGAGGGCGAGGAGUGAUGCCCCGCUGCCCCCCAUGACCGCCCUGGGAGUGGGGCUCCCCAGGCCCUGGCAGGCUGCUGACCCUCAGCCUGCCAACCGCUAAGGGCGGGACUUGAGACAUUUGUUCCCCGUGGAUGGUCCUCUCCCCUGCGGCUCCACCAUGAGGCUCCUCGUGGCCCCCUUCUUGCUAGCAUGGGUGGCUGGUGCCUCUGCCGCCGUGCCCGUGGUCCCCUGGCGGGUGCCCUGCCCCCCUCAGUGUGCCUGCCAGAUCCGGCCCUGGUAUACGCCCCGCUCGUCCUACCGCGAGGCCACCACCGUGGACUGCAAUGACCUGUUCCUGACGACCGUGCCCCCGGCGCUGCCCGCGGGCACGCAGACCCUGCUGCUGCAGAGCAACGGCAUCGUCCGCGUGGACCGCAGCGAGCUCGGCUACCUGGCCAACCUCACGGAGCUGGACCUGUCCCAGAACAGCUUCUCCGACGCCCGGGACUGCGACUUCCGGGCCCUGCCCCAGCUGCUGAGCCUGCACCUGGAGGAGAACCAGCUGACCCGCCUGGAGGACCACAGCUUUGCGGGGCUGGCCAGCCUGCAGGAGCUCUAUCUCAACCACAACCAGCUGCGCCGCAUCGCCCCCCGGGCCUUCGCCGGCCUGGGCAACCUGCUGCGGCUGCACCUCAACUCCAACCUGCUGCGGGCCGUGGACAGCCGCUGGUUCGAGAUGCUGCCCAGCCUGGAGAUCCUCAUGAUCGGGGGCAACAAGGUAGACGCCAUCCUGGACAUGAACUUCCGGCCCCUGGCCAACCUGCGCAGCCUGGUGCUGGCCGGCAUGAGCCUGCGGGAGAUCUCCAGCCACGCCCUGGAGGGGCUGCGGAGCCUGGAGAGCCUCUCCUUCUAUGACAACCAGCUGGUCCGGGUGCCCCGGCGGGCGCUGGAGCGGGUGCCCGGCCUCAAGUUCCUGGACCUGAACAAGAACCCGCUGCAGCGGGUGGGGCCCGGGGACUUCGCCAACAUGCUGCACCUCAAGGAGCUGGGGCUGAACAACAUGGAAGAGCUGGUUUCCAUCGACAAGUUCGCCCUGGUCAACCUCCCCGAGCUGACCAAGCUGGACAUCACCAACAACCCGCGGCUGUCCUUCAUCCACCCCCGCGCCUUCCACCACCUGCCCCAGAUGGAGACCCUCAUGCUCAACAACAACGCGCUCAGUGCCUUGCACCGGCAGACGGUGGAGUCGCUGCCCAACCUGCAGGAGGUGGGCCUUCACGGCAACCCCAUCCGCUGCGACUGCGUCAUCCUUCAGAUUGUGGAGCAGACCUGGGUGGACACGUGCUGUGGCUCACCACCAGCCUGA